Pelodiscus sinensis (Chinese soft-shelled turtle) is the source of this 1380-nucleotide messenger RNA. The record is from RefSeq and is a predicted model, not a curated record. Lineage: Eukaryota; Metazoa; Chordata; Testudines; Trionychidae.
AUGCAGAGUAGCUGGUCCUCAGCAUCCGGCCAGCCCCCGGGACACAAGGAGCCCGAGGAGCUGGCAGCAAAGCUCGCCUGUGGGAACCGUCCCUUCCAGACCCUCCAGGGCAGAUGUCCCUUGGUGGGAUGUGGGGCUCUGCAUGGUGGGGCCAGGGAUCGCAGGCAGGGCUGGGCUGCAAUUGCUCCUCACCGCUGUGUGUUUCUCGGGGCGCAGGCUGGCCGGGGCUGGUGUGACGAGACGUCGCGGUGCCAGCCGGGUUUCAGCUCCGAGAGCUACACCUUCCGCGUCCCCAGGCGGGAACUGGAAACCGGCCGAGUGCUGGGCAAAGUGAGCUUCGAGGGCUGCACGGGCCGGAAGCGGACGGUGUACCUGUCGGACGACACGCGCUUCCAAGUGCACACGGACGGCGUCGUCUCGGUGAAACGCCCCCUGCAGCUCCACGGGCAUGAAAGGAGCUUUUUCAUCCAUGCCUGGGACUCUGCCCGGAAGAAGCACUCCGCCAAGGUGAUCGUGCAGCGAGAGGGGCGUGGGCACAGCCUCCACCAGCACCCAGUAAGUGACCAACCCGCGGGGCGGGCAGGCUGCCCCAUCUGCCCCCACUCUGACCCUUAUCUCCCUGCUGGUCGGAUGCAGCCUGGAGCUCUUCGCACACCUGCAUUUGCUGCUGGGCAGGGACCUCGCUGUGACCCACAUCUCUCCCCUGCACUCUUCCCGGAGUCCCACCCUGGCCACAAGAGACAGAAGCGAGACUGGGUCAUCCCGCCAAUCAACUGCCCGGAGAACGAGCGGGGGCCCUUCCCCAAGACGCUGGUUCAGAUCAAAUCCAACAAGGACAAAGAGACCAAGGUUUUCUACAGCAUCACGGGGCAGGGCGCAGACACGCCCCCCGUGGGCGUCUUCAUCAUCGAAAGAGAGACGGGGGCGCUGAAGGUGACACAGCCCCUGGACAGAGAGGAAAUUAGUAACUACACGAUCUUUUCCCACGCGGUGUCUGCCAAGGGGCAGCCCGUGGAGGAGCCCAUGGAAAUCAUCAUCACCGUGACCGACCAGAACGACAACAAGCCUGAGUUCACCCAGCAGGUCUUCACCGGCUCCGUAGAAGAAGGAGCCAAGCCAGGGACCUCCGUGAUGCGGGUGACGGCCACAGACGCAGACGACAGCGUGAACACCUACAACGGGGUGCCUGUGUACACCAUCCAGGAGCAGAUUCCCGCACAACCUCAAGCCCAGAUGUUCACCAUCGACCGUGACAAAGGCAUCAUCAGUUUGAUUGCCACGGGGCUGGACCGGGAGGUGAGUGCGGGAGUGGGGAAGCAGCGCGGGUCGGAGCAGGGCCGUGCGACACGUUCGAACGCUGAGGGAGGCCCUCGGAUCUGA